GGAUAGCCAUUGUACCACCUGGUAACACUGUUUUUACGCGACUGACGAGGAAGGAAAGCAAUUUUCCAGAAGUAAAAAGGCCCAUAACAUAGUGCAAAAUAGAUAUUAAAUUUAAGUACAACGUGUAAAUAGAUGCAGUACGGAUCGCCUCAAAUUCCCAAGCAGCGAUAAAUAUUAAUUCGAGAUUAAAAAGUGGAAAGUACGUGAAAAGAGCAAGAAAAGAAAACGCAAAAAAGUGAGAUUGUGUGCGUGCGAAGAAUUUUCCGUCUCGCUCGCACCAAAGUGAAGCGCACUCAAUUAUUUGUGGAUGGAGUGGAACGACAACAACAACGACACAGCAACAAAAACAACAGAAAAUGCAAUAGCUAACACAACAACAACCAUUACAAAUGCAGAAAAUGUUAAGAAAACCACAGAGAGAACGAAAAACAAGAGAACAAUAGCGAAAGCGUUAGAAUGUAAAGCAUUCGAUGAAUUAAAUACAGUACAAGUAAAGCAAUUGCAUUGGAAAUUAAAAUUCGUGCGACAAAAGCGGUCGAUUGCAAAAAUUUUCGAAACUUGGCAGCCAUAUUUACUACAAAAACAACGCCGUUGUAAAUAUACGUGACAAAACGCUUACAUACACACUCACACAUAGUCGUACACCCACACACUCUUGCACUCACACAUACCCUCGUACUAAAAGAGAGCAAGAGAGACGCGAACGUGAAUUAACAAACAAACAAAAAUAUUUUGCAAAAAAGACAAACACAAAAAUCCAAUAAAGUGUAUUACAUAAACAAACAGAGCGCCCCAAUAUCGAAAUAUUAUGGAAAUUGCACCUCUGAUCAAUAACGCCGUCGCUGUCGUCACAGCCUCUGCCGCAGUCGCUGCUUCCGCCAACGCCUCUGCCUCUGCCAGCGUCACGCGCAGCAGCAGCAGCAGCAAGGAAAAUGAUAACGUCAACAAUCUGGCGCUGCUCGCUUCGCUGACGUUACAAAAAGUGCUAAAUAUUAACAACAACAAUAGUCAGCACAGCAACAACAACCAUAACCACAGCAGCGAUAUCAAAAAACACGAGCAACAAAAGCAACAGCAACCACAACGACGAAACCUCGAUAUUAAAAGCGAGAAUGAUGUAUUGAACCAAUUGCUUAAAAAUGGAGCUGUUUUCACCAAAACCGUCACGCCCACAGCGCCCAUUGCCAUCGAGACAAAGAAGAAGCAGACGCCGCAUCAACAGCAGCAGCAGCAGCAACAUCAAAAUGCACAACAGCAACAACAGCAGCAAUGCAGCGCACAGAAACAACGCCUCAACUCAUCCAUAUCAUCGACCCACUCAUCGAUAUCAACGAACUCCUCGUACGGCAGCUCCUCCUCGGAGGAUGCAACAUUGGCAGCAUCUGCCGCAUUAUCGAAAUUAACACCAAGAACAAACACCACGAAGGCGUCCAACAUUAAAUUGCCAGAGAAAUCGAAAAUUCCGUCCGAUAUACUUGAUGAUCUGGCCAGUCGGUUCAUAAUCAAUGUACCGGACAUGGAGCUAAACAAUCUAAUACGAAUGUGUUUCCAAAUCGAGCUGGCCCAUUGGUUCUAUUUGGAUUUCUUUUGUGCCCCUGAAGCUGGUGUGGAUGCUGAGACCCCGAAGUGUGUGCAGAGAAAGCUGCCGACGGUGGGCAUCAAGCAAUUUGCCAUGCAGUUGUUCCAACACAUUCCCUUUUUGAACAAAUAUUUUGGCACCGUGGAUCAAAUCCUGGAAGAGUGGAAGAACUAUAAGCUGUCGGUGCCGACAUAUGGAGCUAUUUUGGUGUCCGAGGAUCACAAUCAUUGCUUGCUAGUGCAAUCCUACUUCGCUCGCAACUCCUGGGGCUUCCCCAAGGGCAAGAUAAACGAGAACGAGGACCCAGCUCAUUGUGCCACUCGAGAGGUUUAUGAGGAGACCGGGUUCGACAUCACGGACACCAUCGAUGCCAACGACUACAUCGAAGCCUUCAUCAACUACCAGUACACGCGGCUGUACGUGGUGCGCAACAUACCGCUGGACACGCAGUUCGCGCCCCGCACCCGCAACGAGAUCAAGUGCUGCGAGUGGUUCCGCAUAGAUGCGCUGCCGGUGAACAAGAACGAUGCCAUAUCGAAGGCCAAGUUGGGCAAGAACUCCAACUCCUUCUUCAUGAUCAUGCCGUUUGUGAAGCGCCUGAAGAAGUGGGUGGGCGAACGGAAGGCCGGUAUCGAGCCGCGUCGUCGCAAGUGCUCCGGCCAGCAAUCUCCCCCGAAAGCGGGUUCUCCCACAAACAUCAAUGGGAGUUGCAAGAAGGACGCCGCCAAACUGCGAAAUGAUUCGCGGCGUCAGCGACACAAGUCCAUGGGGGAUUUGGAUGGUGUCAAGUUGAAUAAUCUCAAUGGCAAGGUGGUGAUCGCUCAGCCGGGAGCGGGAGGAUCAGCAGCAGCAGCCCCCGCCUCAGCCACCGCUGCCAUCAAUCCGAUGAACAUCUGCAAUAGCAAUGGGAAGCGCAAUAAACAAAACGCGGCUGCGGGCAGCAAUCAAACAACGCCACUAACAACAGCAACGGCAGCCAUGCCGAAUGGAUCAGGCGGCGGCAGCACAAUAUCCUCGAAGCGUCAACUGUUCCAUAGCCAAAGUCAGAACGAUGCACAGCAGUCGGCAAGCAAUGAGAAGCAGAUUGUCAGCUCCUUUGAUUUAAUACGCAAGGAGAAGCAGCAACAACUUAAGGCAGCUAAGGCGCAGAAGCAACAGCAGCAGCAACAACAACAACAGAGGUUGCGCACCAUGUCCCAAAGUGAGAAGCCAUGCAAUCCCCAGCAGCCAAUUAAGAUUCUGGGACAACAGCAGUCCACAACUAGCGUUGAUAUAAUAGCCAUGCUAUCGGCAGCGGCUGCAGCUCAAAAGACACCAAAGAACGAGCAGCAACAGCAACCACAGCAGCAACAGCAGCAGCAAAGACCACGACCAGCUUCGGUUUCGCUGAACUUUGGAGCCGGCAGUGCCGCAGGAGCCACACCAACGGCCCCGGAUGCCCAGGACAUGCACAAGCUGCAGCGCAUGGCUUCGGGCACAAACUUGAGGAUUCUGAAGCGAGCGCAGUCGCAGCAACCGCCGCAGCAGCAACAGUUGCAGCAACAGCAGUUGCAACAUCAACAGCAGCAGCUGGGCACUGACUUUACGCCCAAUUUCAAUUCGUGGACGAAUUUCUCCUUCACCAAGAACUUCAUAGCAAAUGUGUUUUGCUAAACUUUUCAUUUCUUUCGAGUCAAAAAUCUUUCAAUCCUUUUCAAAUUCUCAAUCGUUGCAUUUCCCAGCAAAAGAUCAAGUUACCGGGAACACCGAAUAGUUUAGCAGGCUCUGUGGAGUUGAAGAACUCGCGCUUUGGGGGACAGAAACUUUGGAGACUUGCCACAAAAUGAAAGCAUGCCAAUUGCAUUUAACAAGUUCAUUUGUUAUAAAACUAACUCUACAACUACCAACACUAUAGACAACUAAUCAUGUCUAGUCCUAGGCUUUGGAGACUAUGUAUAAAAGUAAAGUUUCCCGAUCUCUUAACUGGAGAUUCAACUUUCCACACUUAUUCUACAUUAGGGAACUGCGAGCACACUCAAACUCAAAUUCAAAAAUUGAAUGCGAUCAAUUGUAUAGGACAUUUUUAAUACGAAAAAACAACACGUUUUCAUACCAAAAAAGAAAAGAAACAAAAACGAGAGUCUUCCGCUCAGCACAUGUAAAGUAAUAUUUUGUAAAAACACAACAAUCGCUACUCGGCCUUAAGAUCCGAGUGCAAACGAACAGAUUGAGUAUAAUUAUGUUAGAAUCCUUCUUGUAUAAGCUAAAAUCGUUUGUUGUGAGCCAAGUGAACCAAGCCUACUUCGAGCCGAGUGCUCGCCGUUUGAAUGUAUUUUUAGAGAAAACCAACAAACUAAAUCUAACUUAACUAAAGCGUAGCUUUAAACCGCCCCAAAGUACGGAUCGUUUUGCUUUAACUUCAGAGUCCACCGUUGACUUUUUACAAGGGCAACAAAACGCUUCUGCGGGGCGAGAAUGAGAUGAUAAGCAAAUAAAGUUUCUGGGCCGUAUUACUUACUGCCCGCCCCACCUACGAACGAUGGACGAGAGAGCGAGAGAGAGAGAGAUGUGUAAGAAAGAAUACAAAUAAUAACAAUGUAAAUAAUUAAAUUGUGAUAUAGUAUUUCUUAGCACAAUUGUGAUCUUAACAAACGGCUGGCAACUACAAAAACUUUUAUAAGCAAACCACAAACAAUACCAUUUUAAUCAAUCAAAAAGGGCCCCGCACAAACCGUUCAAAAUUGAUACCCAUUUUCCCCACAAUCAGGGGCAAUAUCAGGCAUAUCUUAGCAGAAAACGUUUCGUCAAUGCAUUCUUGACCACUUGGGGAAUGCAAAGCUAAAUAUGAGAAAGCAAAACAUUUAACGAAUUUAAAUUAGUUUAAAAUUGAAUGCUUAAAACGUCUUCAAUCAUGGUAAAUUUGUAUGAUAUACACGAAGUAAGUUGAAAGUAUUUGAGCGAUUUGUAAUUUUAUGAAAACCAGCAAAGGAGUAUAUUUUUGUGAGCCACUAGUGCGUAAGAAUGAGGAAGAAAAGCCUUUUAAGAAAUGUUAAGUCUUUUGAUAACUAAGCUUUUCUACCGAGCCAAGUUUCCUAUAAUUCGUAAGCAUGUCGCAACAUGUUAACUAACUUCUCCAUCAAUCAUCGUAGUCUCCAACGUGUGAAACAGUUGCCUAUUAGCGUAUAUCUUUAGACUAAGCAAUGAUCAGCAGCGUCUCCAAAGUUGUAAUCUCAGAGUUUUAGCACCAAAAUCAAAAGAAGUUCCCUGUAACUCGGUCUUUUAUGUACAAUUCAAUGCUAGUUAUUUAAGCAAAAUCGGAAAGAAGUUUGCAUUUGCUUUCAAUCUUUUACCACUGACUUUUAAAGCUUUUUGAAAAGCCAUAUUAAUUUUUAUUUUACAUGUUCACAAUUAAGCAGCAAAAUUUGUUUUUAACUUUUCUCAUUUUAAUUUGGAUUCUGUUCAUUUUACUAAAAAAAAAAAGUAUAUUUAAAACUUAUAUUUUUGGAAAUUUUUCAAAAAAAGGUUUCCAUUCGUCGUAGACAAAUGCCCAACGAAAUUGGCAAAUUAUUUUGAUUCACAAAUUUUAAUGAAUUGUUUUCCUCUAUUGUACAAAAAAGCUUUAUUUCCUUGGACAUUUGUCUUGGCAAAACAAAAAACUUAUCCAGCAAGCAAUAAAUAUCAAAUUACCAGAGCUCCCAAUAAUCGGUAUCUCGUUCUUGUUGUCAGAAAAAAGAAACCACUUGCUUCCUGACACAAAAAAACUUUUGCUUCGAGUCCGUUUCUUUAAUUUGUUUUCUUGAGUAAACAGACCUCUUAAAAAAUAUUAAUUUCAUUACACGUAUUUUAAGAGCUCUGCAAAUAUAAAACAAGAACAAUAUUGUUUACACAGCUUAAAAAAUUACCAGAAACCUCAGAAUUCAAAUUUUGUUGUAAAAAUAGAAUCAAAAUACAAAGCAAAGUGAAAUAUUUCAAUUAAGGAACUCAACGCAGUCCAAUCCGACACCUUUUAAUUGCAAUCGUCUUAAACUCCUCAAACCCGAAAACAAUAUUUUAUUUUUUACUUAAACUUUUUGUGCAAAAAACAUAGACAUAGCGUUAAUUAACUUUAGUAAAGGGCUCCCGGAUCAACAACAGACAACAUUAAAUUUAAGAGAACGUUGGACGAGUGAGGACUUGAUAAAUUGAAAUCUUGCCAACACCAGAAGUCUGCACCGCCCGACGAUCCGAAUACUCGCUCCAAGCUAAAUUUGCUAUGCAUUUUAACCCCCGUAUCCGAUAAAAAACAAAAGCGAAAAACAAAUCUGUAAACACGUCCAAAACAAAAAAUGGAGGAAUUGGGUACACCAGAAUAGAUUUCUUGAAAAAAAUAUAACCGAAAAAAUAAUUUGAGAGAAGAAAUUUAACUUUCAAAAUUUUUAGAUUGAGCAAUUCUGUUCUUGUGUAAACACCUCCUUGAAAAUCAUACGAUAUCAAAAUACAAUUCGUAGAAUAUAAUGCCAAAACUACAAAAAAACGAAAAACAAAGUUAACUCUCCAAUCCAGAACAAUUGUAACGUAAAAAGAUUAUCAAAUAACUAAUUUGUGGCAAUAUAUAUUUCCCAUAUUUUUCCCCCAAAAUUCCGGCAAUAAAUUGAUGUACCAAGUUUUAA
This is a messenger RNA of Drosophila ficusphila, 6207 nucleotides long. It is a transcript of the gene DCP2, whose product is annotated as m7GpppN-mRNA hydrolase dcap-2. Bases 809 to 3232 code for a protein of 807 amino acids. Gene Ontology annotation, molecular function: manganese ion binding; RNA binding; 5'-(N(7)-methylguanosine 5'-triphospho)-[mRNA] hydrolase activity. The transcript has 5 exons. Gene Ontology annotation, biological process: nuclear-transcribed mRNA catabolic process, nonsense-mediated decay; deadenylation-dependent decapping of nuclear-transcribed mRNA. The record is from RefSeq and is a predicted model, not a curated record. Lineage: Eukaryota; Metazoa; Arthropoda; Insecta; Diptera; Drosophilidae. Gene Ontology annotation, cellular component: P-body; cytoplasm.